This is a messenger RNA of Capsicum annuum, 5905 nucleotides long. RefSeq lists its product as uncharacterized. NCBI's taxonomy places the organism in Eukaryota, Viridiplantae, Streptophyta, Magnoliopsida, Solanales, Solanaceae. The transcript is spliced from 9 exons. Bases 305 to 5491 code for a protein of 1728 amino acids. The record is from RefSeq and is a predicted model, not a curated record.
AUUUCGAUUACUUUAUCUCUCUCUCUCUCUCUACGAGCUCUUCAUUUUCUCUCUCGCUCUUUCUCACUCUUACAGCACCGCUAUUUCUAUAUCGCCGAUUCAAAACCCUAGAACUCCGAUAACCGAACGGUCGAUUCCGAGCUCCAUUGUUAUCAGACUUCACAUUCCAGAGUUUCAAGACAGACAUCUGAGAAUCAUUAUCCAAGGUGACUGUAUAUUUUCUGAAUAGUGCACUGAUUGUGAUGCGAAGAAUUGGAAGAUUCAGUUGCAAAAUUUUACAGUCAAAGGUUCUGGAGAAUCAUCUAUGCCUGGCAAUGAAUUUGGAGAUAGUGUUCACAAUUUUUUUGCACAAGACAGCUUGCCACAAGUGCAGCAUGGUUCCCCGAUAGAGGACGUCAAUUGGCCAACUUCUAGGGGCAAUAUGUGGACUGGAAGUCAGAGGCAAAUAGGUCUACUCAGUUCCAACAUGAAAAAUUACAAUUUGCAGAACUCUGACUCUGGGAGAGGAAUAAGCGGUUAUCCAUUCAAUGGGCAGCAUGGUUUAAAUUUUACGCAGCCAAUUCCGAGGCCUGAAUUUGCUAAAAGUCAGUCACAAAGCCAGCAGCCAAAUUUGAAUGGCUACAUGUAUGAUAAUCAGUUUUACCACACUAGGCAGGAUGACACAAACUUUCCUGCCGUGGAUACUAGUUCUGAUCAACGUCAUAUAGCUUCAGGAGGAUCAUCUUUUUUUGAGUCGCAGCAAUGGUUGGGUCCUGAGCAGCAUACAAGAGUAUCUGUUAGAUCCGAACCUUCAGACAGUCCUGUCAGUGGGGAGCUUUUUGGUGGUCAGCAAAUCUCUCUUCAGCAAUCAAACAUGCUGCAUUCUUUGCAGCGACAGCAGUCUGGAAUUAAUGACAUGCAGCAAUUUCAACAGCAGGUUAUGUUCAUGAAGAUGCAAGAACUUCAGAGACAACAACAACUUCGUCAACUAGAAGCAAGGCAACAAAGUACAUUAAAUCAAGUUUCUUCCUGUCCCAAAGUAGCAUCUGGUGUCCAUUCCUCUGCAUUAGUUAAUGGCACUGCGGAUUCUGGUGCAUUAACUCAUUCCUGGGCAAAUGAGCUUGGCAGCACAAACUGGUCGCAACAUGGUUCUCCAGUACUUCAAGGCUCCUCCAGUGGACUCAUUCCCACCAAUAAUGGCCAGGCCCAGCGUUUAAUGGGUUUGAUUCCUCAGCAGAUUGAUCAAUCUCUAUAUGGAGUUCCUGUUUCUAGUUCAAGACCAUCUCUAAACCAGUUUUCACAAGGGGUGACAGAUAAGCAAGCAGUGCCGCCAAUGCCAACUGUUAAUAGUUCAUUUCCAGCUAAUCAAUAUGCUCCAUUAGCAGAUCAAGUCAGUGGGCAGGAUGGGAUUUUCCUCUCUAAACAGGGUCUCCAAGUUGAAAGUGCAUUUGGAGAUGGUCCAGGCCAAGCUCCAUCUAAUGCAAUGGGUUUGGGUGUCCUUCCGCAAGCUGAUGCUAUGCAAAAAGCGUCAGCGGUGCAGGAAUUUUGUGGCAGACAGGACAUAGCUGUUCCUCCAGAGACCUCACAGGAGGAAGCAGCAGAGGGAGCUUCUCCCUCUCAGAACGAAGUUGGAUUAGAUCCUACAGAAGAAAGAAUUUUAUUUGGUUCUGAUGAUAAUAUGUUGGCCGCAUUUGGCAAGAGUCCUAUGAGCGGUGAAGGUGGUAAUCCUUUUGAUGGUGCUGAAUUGCUUGAUGGGACUCCUUCUAUCCAAGGUGGUACUUGGAGUGCUCUUAUGCAGUCUGCUGUUGCAGAAACUUCUAGCAAUGAUGUUGGUCUACAGGAGCAGUGGACUGGUUUAAAUUUUCAUAGUGCUGAAAUUCCUUCUGGGAGUCCGAACUUGACAUACAACAGUGAGAGAAACAAAGGAACUUAUGCUGAAGACAACUUGCCCCAAGCUUCAUCGUUGAAUUCUGUUUCUGUUCAUCCCGCUGGUAGCCCCGAUAUGAGAAAUAACUAUCACAAUGUUCUGGGGCAGAGGUUUCCAUUUGAGCCAGGCAAGAUUCUGCAAUCGAAUUCUUCUCAGAGACUUGUACAGUCAUCUGGAGAUGCAGUAAGUGUCUCAAGAGAGAACUCAUUUAAAUGUUCACAAGAUUACAACCAGAAGAAAUUCAUUCAAGGUGAAGUUGUUCAUAGGGGUGCGGGGUGGAAUUCUAAUCUUGGCCGUAAUACUACAGUUACUAUGGGGCACACAGAAUCAUCUGUGGGUAGUCCCCUGGCAAAUUCAGAGGUCUUCAGCUUGCAUAAUUCUGCUGCAAUACCAAACUCAAGUUCCUUGACCAGUGGCGAGGAAACCAGUCAAUUUUUCCAAAAUAAUCAUCAAUCUAGUUAUUGGCAGAAUGCUGAUCCGGUGGUUAAAUCUAUUGUCAGCAAAGGGGAGGUCCUACAGCAUCAUGUUUCUGAGGGCAACCAGCUUUUGCACUCGUCUCUGGAUGUAGGCGACAAAGAGGGUAAAAUGCACGAGACUGAGAACAGCGAUAAACAGGAGAACUCAAAUGACAGCCAUCGCUCUAACUUAUCCCCUCAUUCUUCUGCUGCUGGUGUUAGGGGAAAUGUUAUGUCAGAUGCUAGGGAUUCAAGGCUUCUGCCCACUGGGAAGCAUAAGUUGUCUAAUGAGGUUGGUCGGAGAACUUCUUGGGCUAACAAGUUUCAGUAUCAUCCUAUGGGAAACGUGGAUAAGUAUGCGGAUCCUACUUGUGGAAUGAAACACCCCACUCAUUCUCAGCCUAUGCUGCAGCAGAGUGCCCACGGUAGUCAGUCUAUGUUGGCUCAGGUUCCUACUGCUGAGGCAAAACUGGAAAAGGUGCGUUUGUCUGAUGAGUUGACUGACGGAAAAGGCUAUGGCCAUGUGCACUCUGGUGGGAGCUUUCCUGGUGGUGGAUCUAAUAUGUCUAUGAUGAUAAAUAAAUCUAUUGGGCUACCACCAAAUAUGGCUCCAAAAUCUAGUCCAGACAUGCUACAACUUCUUCAGAAGGCGGACCCGUCGAGAGAGCGUGGUUCUACGGCUCACUUCAACAAUUAUGAACAUAAAGCAUCAUCUGAUGUGCCUGAAGCCGAAAAUUCUGAUGGGUCUGCUGGACACCUCCGGCAUAGUCAGUCUUCUGCCUAUAAAGGUUUUGGUCUUCAACUUGGCCCUCCAUCACAGCAGAUCUCGGUCCAACCCCAUCUCUUGUCAUCUCAAGGUCCUGUUGAAGCAGUUAACUCUUCACAUUCAAGCCAUUCUGCUGCUGAGAUUAGAGAGAAAAGUCGGGGGCAGACGCUCCUUCCUCAUCAGGCUCAAUCCUUGCCUGUCCCUUCUGACCUAUUACAGCGAGAGUUGAAGCAUAACACAUCUGGAGUUCCAGGAAGUACAAUUAAAGAAACUGAAAGGCACAACAUGUAUGGGAGCUUUUCUUCAGCUUCUGGUCAUACUUACUUGAGAAACCAGCUUCAAAAUCCCCAUAUGGUUAGGGCUAGUGGGCAAGAUUCAACAAAUCAGUCUUUUGGUGUAUCUUUUGAGGAACAUACUCCCCAUUCAACAGAAAAAGGAGAUUCUGGCAGUGUGCUGUUGCCAGAUGGGGCUGGCACCAUACCGUAUAGCCCCCCUCUCUCUAUGGGCAAGUCUCAGUUAAGAAAUUUCAAUGGUCCCCAUGGAAGUGUCUCCACUAGUCAAGCCUCGUCCAAGGAGCCAGUGUCAGCUUCCCCGUCUUUUUUGAUGCCUGGGAUAUCUCUGCAGGGGGCAUCUUCCAAGAAGUUAACUAAUAUGCGGACCAAUUUUCCACCCCCACCACACCUUUUUAGUAGUCAGUAUAGCAAGGAUCCUUCCCAUAUCCCCCAGCCAAAUCAGAUGAACAUUAUGGAGUCAUCAUUAUCUGCUCCAGAGAGGCAUGUUGAUCAAGAUGCCAACAAAGGAGGGACUUUCAUAUCUGAGCUUGGUAGUGGUUCAGUGAAUUCUAUGCAUUCUGUCGAGGGGGAACAACUGAGAGGAAAGGAGAACACGUCUGAGCCAGGACCUAUGGAAUAUGUGGAUGAUUCACAGGGUAGAGAAUCUAUUGUCAAGAAUCUCCGCGAAGGAUCUCCUGCAAAUUCCGCCUCUAUGCAGAGAGAUAUUGAAGCCUUUGGCCGAUCACUGAAACCAAAUAGCUUUCCUAAUCAAAGUUAUUCCUUACUAAACCAAAUGUGGACCAUGAAAAAUGCGGAAACCGACCCGAGCAAUCUGACCCUCAAAAGAAUGAAGGUAGCAGACAGCAGUGCAGCUAGUCAGCAAGUCCGGUCUGAUGAUUCUAGAAUGCAAAACUUCUCUGGGCCAGAUGAUUUGCAGAGAAGCGUAUCACUUCAACAUGGAGGAAGGAUGACUCCUCACAAUGUUGCAUUUUGUCCGGAUGAAUCUCAGACUGGCUCUCAUAACAGUAAUACUAGUUCUGUUAAUCCUGAGCAAACUCAGAUUAGUCCACAUAUGGCACCAUCAUGGUUCAAUCAGUACGGAAGCUUCAAAAACGGGCAGAUGUUACAGAUGUAUGAUGCACACAGAGCUGCUGCCAUGAAGACAAUGGAACAGCCUUUAAUUCCUGCAAAUUCUACCAGUGGUUUGUAUGCUUUUAACUCCUUUCAGCAUGUAAUACAUGCAACUGCUGAUAGAAGUCAAAUUGGAAAUCUCGGACGAAGUUCAGUUACCAACGCUGCUGGAACUGACCAUUUUUCUUCUCUACAAACAUUGCCCAUGAACAUUGAUCAGCGGAACCCAAUUAUGAAACCCAAAAAGCGGAGACGUGCUACAUCUGAAUUCACUUCUUGGUACAAAGAAAUUUCUCUGGAUUUAUGCAGUGAUCAGACAAUCAGCCUGGCGGAUAUAGAGUGGGCGAAAGCAGUUAAUAGGCUUACUGAAAAGGUUAAAGAAAUUGAUUCUAUUGAUGAUGGGCCACCAAGGCUUAAAGCUAGAAGAAGGCUUGUGUUGACCACUCAGCUUAUGCAGCAACUAUUUUAUCCUCCGCCGGCAGCAUUUCUAUUUGCAGAUGCUAAAUCGGAGUAUGAGAGCGUGGCCUACUCCAUUUCUAGAUUCGCAUUAGGGGAUGCAUGUGGAAUGGUCUCUUGCUCGAAUGCCGAUACCAAUAUGCCUCAUGAUGGCAAAGAACUUCUUCCUGACAAGUGCAACACAUCUGAGAGAAAUGAUAGACAUCACUUCACCAAAGCUGUGGAGGAGUUAAUGGGAAGAGCGAGGAAGUUAGAAAGUGACUUUGUGAGUUUGGACAAGAGAGCAUCGGUAGCAGACAUGAAAGUGGAAGAACUAGAUCUGGAGAAGUUCUCAAUCUUCCUUCGAUUUGUAAAGUUUCAUGGUCGGGGGCCAUCCAGUGGUGCUGAGUCAUCUUCAACAGAUGCUGCUGCUGCACAUAGCCAUAAACCUGGUCUGGAAGAAUGCAUCACUGUGCUCCCGGUGCCUAAAAUCCUCCCUAAUAGUGUACAAUGUCUUUCACUAUGAUCAUUAAAUAGUUAAUAUUUUUUUCCGCAUUCUCGUCAUCAAUCCACUAGCUCCACAUCCCUUGGGAAGUUUUGUUGCUAAUUAUGUACUGGCACUAGCAGCAGCACAAAUAGAGCCAAACAAGAUGCAAUUGCAGAAAGAAGAGUCUCUAAAUUGCUACCUUGAAUUCAAUAUAGGCAGUCCAUUUUGCAUGUAGGCCAAUUAUGUCAGUUGUCAAGAAAUGUUGUUCGUUCCAUGUUGUCUCUCUCCAUAGUUAGAGAUAGAGAGAUGUCCAUAUGUAGUUAGCUCAGUGUUGUGCAUGUAAUGGUAAUUGUUCAAGUCAGGUGUAGUGUACUCGAAGUUCGCAGCUUCUAGGUAAAUAUAUGAUGCCUAGUCUGAUUUUAGUAGAUAAAUAUGAAUGUCAGCUUUGCCAAA